CAAUGUGUGCACUGACUCAAAUAUGUACAAUGAAGGCUACUGUUUCCAGUAAGGGGAAUAUAUGAUUAAUUUAAUCUGGCUUUCACACUGGCAUCAUUAUGGCCACUAAUAUAUAGCGUGGUGUAAUCAGAAGGCAAAAGGGUGUGCUCCACAGCAACAAGACUCCUCCUUUCUCAAUCCUUUUCUUUUUGUGCAAGAGCAAUGGAUGUUGCAACUUCAAUUCUUCCAGCUUUUCAAGCGAUGCCCUAUGCCACUCCUGCUGCCGUGGGUGGCCUGGUCUUUGCAGUGUUCUUCAUCAACAAGUUCAUCUCCAAUCAAAAGAAAGGAAACCCCAACCUCCUUCCUUUACCAGUGGUGCCAGGAUGGCCAGUCAUAGGGAAUUUGCUGCAACUGAAGGAGAAGAAACCACACAAGACGUUCUUAAGGUGGGCUGAGGCUUAUGGGCCAAUCUAUUCCAUAAAGACCGGUGCUUCUACUGUGAUUGUUCUCAAUUCAACUGAAGUUGCAAAGGAGGCCAUGGUGACUAGAUAUUCGUCCAUAUCAACAAGAAAACUAUCAAAGGCCUUGGAAGUUCUUACAGAUAAUAAAUCUAUGGUUGCAACAAGUGAUUAUGGCGACUUUCACAAGAUGGUGAAGCGGUAUUUACUUACAAAUGUACUCGGAGCUGGUGCUCAGAGACGACACCGGGGUCACAGGGAUACCUUGGUAGAAAAUGUUUCAAGUCAAUUGCUUGAUCAUAUAAAGACCAAUCCUCAAUUACAAGCUGUGGAUUUCAGGGAAAUAUUUGAGUCUGAACUUUUUGGAUUGUCAAUGAAAGAAGCUUUAGGAAAAGAUAUGGAAUCUCUAUAUGUAGAUGAACUUCAGGCCACUUUAUCAAGAGAGGAGAUUUUCAAUGUUCUGGUGCUUGAUCCUAUGGAGGGUGCAAUUGAUGUUGACUGGAGAGAUUUCUUUCCAUAUUUGAGAUGGAUUCCUAAUAAGGGUUUUGAAAUGAAAAUCGAGCGAAUGAAUUUUCGCAGGCAAUCGGUGAUGAAUGCCCUUGUGCAGGAGCAGAAGAAACGAAUUGCAUCUGGAGAGGAAAUAAAUUGUUAUAUUGACUACUUAUUAUCGGAAGGCAAAACUACACUUACGGAGAAGCAAAUUGGUAUGCUGGUUUGGGAGACAAUUAUUGAGACAUCAGAUACAACUAUGGUCACUACAGAAUGGGCCAUGUAUGAACUAGCGAAGAACCCAAAAUGCCAGGAUCGGCUCUAUCAUGAAAUCCAAAAUGUCUGUGGGUCUGAGAAGCUUAAAGAGGAACACCUGUCCCAACUGCCAUACUUAAAUGCUGUUUUCCAUGAAACUAUUAGAAAGUACAGUCCUGCUCCUAUUAUACCUUUGAGAUAUGCUCAUGAAGAUACACAGAUAGGGGGCUACUAUGUUCCAGCUGGAAGUGAGAUCGCUAUUAACAUUUAUGGAUGUAACAUGGACAAGAAGCGUUGGGAAAACCCUGAAGAGUGGAAGCCUGAGAGAUUCCUUGACGGCAAAUAUGAUCCCAUGGACUUGCACAAGACAAUGGCAUUUGGAGCAGGAAAGAGGUCAUGCGCAGGUGCUCUUCAAGCGUCCUUGAUAGCAUCUGCCACGAUUGGCAAGGUAGCACAAGAAUUUGAAUGGAGACUUAAAGAUGGAGAGGAAGAACAUGUUGAUACUGUUGGACUCACCACUCGCAAGCUUCAGCCGCUGCAUGUCAUGAUAAAAACAAGAAAUGUGUAGGGACUUGGGAGAAUUGAAGCCCUUCAGUUCACUCCUUUUUGCUUUAUGUGCUAGUGCGUGAAAAAUACCUGUGGACUACUUGAAGCGUGUUUGUAACAUCUCACAAUCGUUGGCGUAUCCUAUAAUGCUAGUAAGAAUAAAAAGAUCUCUUUUUUCAUUUUCUUUUUAAUGUAGCUUGUGGAGCUGAAUGUAACAUCAUAUGACGAUGCAGUAAAAUAUUUUGCUUCUAAACA
Populus trichocarpa (black cottonwood) is the source of this 1982-nucleotide messenger RNA. RefSeq names its product ent-kaurene oxidase, chloroplastic. Lineage: Eukaryota; Viridiplantae; Streptophyta; Magnoliopsida; Malpighiales; Salicaceae. Gene Ontology annotation, molecular function: heme binding; iron ion binding; ent-kaurene oxidase activity. The coding region runs from base 202 to 1749 and encodes 515 amino acids. Gene Ontology annotation, biological process: gibberellin biosynthetic process. Gene Ontology annotation, cellular component: chloroplast outer membrane; endoplasmic reticulum. The transcript is spliced from 8 exons. The record is from RefSeq and is a predicted model, not a curated record.